CUUUCAUGAUCAACGAGUUCAGUAACACCUGUGACUAAUAACUCGUGCCAUCACUGCCUGUUGCGUCCGUGGCUAGGUUGAAGACCUAGUUGUUUUCAUUUAUGAAAAUUACAAAAAACUGCCUCAUUUCAUAGACCUAAAUAACAUUAUCUUCAUUGGACAAAUGACAAUAGCAACGUCGUUUCAUCUGCCAACGCGUAAAGAAUGAUGCGGAUCCGUUCCAACGUUCUGCAUAACUGAGAAAUGUUUCCGCAUAUUGAUUAUAUUUCCUCCACGAAUGUAGCCGCGUCCUCAAGAGAAUCCCCCAUUAAGUUUUAACCACGACUCUAUGAUUGGCAUUAGUUGAUUCAGCGUCAAGAAAUUGUUCUUAGAAAGCGCUGGGUGGUUUUGGACAACGCUAAAUGACUGCCGAUGGACUCAUUGCUCGUGUUAACUGGUUUUGAGUCACUGGCAUCUCGGGAGGAACAUCGCGCGGCGCGCUGACAGAUCUCGGUGAUACUGUGGUGAUAGUCAUUGCGAUGUCCACAAAGAAGGCAUCGUUGAAGGAUAAAGAGACUAAAAACGGAACAUCAAAAUAUGUGUUGGAGAGAUGCGCCUCGGUUUGCGAGUAUUUUGAUAUUGCCUUCAAGGUGAUGCUGCUGGGAGACUCUGCGGUGGGGAAGACGUGUGUGCUGGUGCGCUUUAAAGACGGGGCCUUUUUGGGAGGCAACUUCAUAGCCACCGUGGGAAUAGACUUUAGGAAUAAAGUUGUUACGGUGGACAACGUGAAGGUCAAACUCCAGAUCUGGGAUACUGCAGGACAGGAGAGAUUCCGCAGUGUCACGCAUGCCUACUACAGAGACGCACAGGCCCUCCUCCUGCUCUAUGACAUCACCAGCAAGUCAUCCUUUGACAACAUCAGGGUGAGAAACCUAUCAUGUCACUCUUCACUCCUCCUUCUUAUCUCCUCACGCCUUCUCAUAAGCCCCCUUUUAGAGAAUUCCUUUUACAUGCCAAGUAAUAUAUGGCCUCCACAUUACAUUACUGAAGUGACCUCCACAAUGACAUUUCAUGACAUUUCCAAGAAGCCAUUAUUUAAGUUUUUGAAGGUUUGGGGAUAAGGGGAAGUGCAGCGCAGAAUGGAG
Salvelinus sp. IW2-2015 is the source of this 1124-nucleotide messenger RNA. RefSeq names its product ras-related protein Rab-26-like. Gene Ontology annotation, molecular function: GTPase activity; GTP binding. Gene Ontology annotation, biological process: regulation of exocytosis. Lineage: Eukaryota; Metazoa; Chordata; Actinopteri; Salmoniformes; Salmonidae. The record is from RefSeq and is a predicted model, not a curated record.